UGUCAGACAGCAGCAACACAGCGUGGGUGUCUGCCUGUCACCCAGGGGCCCCGUGUCAACGACAGAGGGAAGAAGAAGAGACGUAAAGGAGGAAACCAGUAAAUAUCGCUGCUGUAGACAUGGACCUGCGCUCUGAGCUGCUCAAGUCCAUCUGGUACGGUUUCACGGCCCUGGAUCUGGAGAGGAGUGGGAAGGUGUCCAAGUCUCAGCUGAAGGUGUUGUCUCACAACCUGUGCACAGUCCUGUCCAUCCCGCACGACCCGGUGGCUUUGGAGGAGCACUUCAGGGACGAUGACGACGGCCCAGUGUCCAGCCAGGGUUACAUGCCCUACCUCAACAAAUAUAUCCUGGAUAAGGUUAUCGAAGGCUCUUUUAUUAAGGAAAACGUAGAUGAGCUCUGUUGGACUCUUACGGCAAAGAAAAACUAUCAGCCAGACAGAAGCAGCAGCACCAUUCUGCCAGACAAAGACGCUUUUCGGCUGUGGUGCCUUUUUAAUUUCCUUUCCGAAGACAAGUACCCUCUGGUUAUGGUUCCUGAUGAGGUGGAGUACCUCCUCAAGAAGGUAUGCAUGUGUAUGAGCAUUGAGUUCAACUGUGUGGAGUUAGAGGACUUCUUCUCUCAGGAUUCGGUGCAGCAGAGCGGCAUCACCGUCUGGGUUUUUCUGGAGAUGAUGAACUCUGGAAAAGUAACCAGAGGAAUCGAUAAGAGUAUUAUCAGCAUGGCCAUCGAAGAAGUGUACAGGGAGAUAGUUGGCGAUGUCCUGAAAGAGGGUUAUCUGUGGAAAAAAGGCCAGCUGAGGAGAAACUGGAAGGAGCGCUGGUUCACCCUAAGGCCCAGCAACUUGUCUUACUACACCGGGGAGGACCGCAAGGACUGCCAAGGCAACAUAGCCCUGGAUGGGAACUGCUGCGUGGAGGAUGUAGACGAUGGUCAGAUAUUGUUUGGUGUUUCAAAAUGGAUCAAAAAGGCAGUGCUGCCGGACCGAGAUGGGAAGAGGUGCAUGUUUUGUCUGAAAACCCUCUCGAAGACUUACGAAAUGAGCGCCUCAGACACCAAACAGAGACAAGAGUGGACCACAGCCAUUCAGACGGCCAUCCGGCUGCACGUGGAGGGGAAGAAGUCCCUCCACAAAGACCUGAAGCUGAAGCGGCGGGAGCAGCGCGAGCAGCGGGAGAAACGGCGACAGGCGAAGGAGGAGGAGCUGCAGAGGCUGCGGGCCCUGCAGGAGGAGCGGGAGCGGAAGCUGGCCGAGCUGGACCUCCUGAAGGAGGCGCAGAAGCAGGCCCAGUCCCUCCUGGAGCAGGACGAGCAGAGGAGGCGCCAGCAGCACGAACAGCUCCAGCGCGCCCUCGAGGUCCAGCUCCGUGAGGCCGAGGAGGCCCGGGUCAGCAUGCAGGCAGAGAUGGCUCUGAAGGAGGAGGAGGCAGAGAGGCAGAGGAAGAGGAUCCAGGAGCUGGAGGAGAUGCAGAAGCGACUGGAGGAGGCGCUGCAGCAGGAGAUUAAAGCCAGGCUGGAUGAGGAGGCCUUCCGCUACGCUCAAGCAGGGUUACUGGCCGAGGAGGAGGAGAAAAUGAAGGCCCUGAUGGCCCUGCAGGAGGAACAGGAGGAGUACAUCCUGAAGACGCAGAGGGAGAAGCAGGAGCUCAAACAGGAAAUGGAGGUCAAGUCUCGGGCCCUGGACGAGGCGCAGAGGCAGCUGGAGGAGGUCCGCGCAAACCGGCACAGGGUCGACCAGGACGUGGUGGCCGCCCAGAGGAAGCUUCGCCAGGCGAGCACCAACGUCAAACACUGGAACGUCCAGAUGAACAGGCUGAUGCGACCGAUCGGACCGGGCGAGAAGAGACCGUCGUUGGGAAGCUCCUUCUCGAGCUUCCAGAUCCCGACGCAGAGAGACCCCGGCCUGCGCCUCAGGAGGAAAUCGGGAUCGGAGGAUCAGGACGACGAGAGCAAAGAAAACGUCGACAACAGAGCGGGAUGUGAGCUUGAGAAACGUCACUCCCACGCCUCUAACGGAGAAAUGGACAUCCCCUAAAAACAUGAAUCAGGGGGGUGGGGUGGUGGGGGUGGUGGGGGUGGUGGGCUCGCUUAGGUCACAUCUUCUCUGAAGGAGGUUUUCUGACAGGAAAUGCAAGAGACAGUCAUCUUAUGUCUGAACCGCGUGAAAGCAGCAGGACAUCUGCAUUUAAAACUGAAUUGACAGUACUACCAUUUCUGUUAAACGUUGCAUUCACUGACCUCAAAACACAGACGGUUUCAUGAGAAUUCGCUGUAUUCACCGCUCAACUAAUGCUUUGGCUGCGUCUUGAGUGGGGAGUGUUCCGAACAUACAGUAAAUGAUACCUCGUCGCGAAGAAAAUGAGCUGAGAGAUGCUGAAGAUUCGUCGUUGUGUUUAAAUGUUAAAAUCCACAUAAAUGAAGCUCGUUCGUUUAACCUUGUAACAUAGACACACACCAGUGUUUAAUUUUUACAUAUGUAAUUUGUGGCUUUUUUUUUUUUGUGUUGUGUUGUAGAAAGUUGGUUCACUCUUAGGGUUUACCACAUUUUAACUCCUGAUCAACAGGAAAUAGAGACAGAGGUGGUGCAGAGACAGAGUCUCAUUAAACUUCCUGUUUCUAAUGUCACCUAACGUUACUGUAAAUAAACUCAGUGAACUGAUGCUGUAAACAGUUUUCCACUUGUAUCUUUACCGUGUUAAAUUAUGUGCAACGUGCAUUUUCAAACGACUCACAUUAAAGUGUCAUACAUUAUAGACGCGAAUCA
Messenger RNA from Mugil cephalus (flathead mullet), 2762 nucleotides. Its product is annotated as differentially expressed in FDCP 6 homolog. Gene Ontology annotation, cellular component: cytoplasm; nucleus. NCBI's taxonomy places the organism in Eukaryota, Metazoa, Chordata, Actinopteri, Mugiliformes, Mugilidae. The transcript is spliced from 12 exons. The coding region runs from base 120 to 2033 and encodes 637 amino acids. The record is from RefSeq and is a predicted model, not a curated record.